AUGGAACUCCCGUGGUCCUCUUUGUGCUUAAAUCUAAAUGCCGAAAGGCGACUACCCGAUAUCAGUGGCGUUCAUGAUAUCAAUUCCUAUAUGGAUUUCCCUGGUGAGUGUUGGAGUUUUAGGCACCGUAGAGUUGUGUGAAAUGUCUCUUUUGAGGACACCCAACUGCUACAUCCUUCAAUAUUCCUUUAUGACUUUUUAUUUGUGACGAUCAAGAUGUUACUAUCCGAUCGAUUGGUUUCCACUUAUGAGAUCGUUCAUCUAAACGUGGGUGGACGAAAAUUUUCCACAUCACGCAACACCUUACUGUGGAGUGGAGAUUCUUUCUUCAGUGUCCUCCUAGGUGGUCGGAUUCCCUCUUGUAAGGACGAAGAUGGCGCGUAUUUUAUUGACCGUGAUCCAGAUCUGUUUGCUGUCAUACUGAACUAUCUCCGUACACGGGAGCUAAAUGUGUCAGGGAUAGAUCCCAUCACUCUACGGAACGAAGCUGAAUUUUACGGAUUGGAUUCAUUAGUCAAAAAGCUUUCUCUUUGCGAGGAGGUAUUUACAGGAAAUUGUGGUGAUCUCUUGUUCCACGGGUAUUUCCCCUCACCAUAAAACGCUUUUUUAAUUCCUGAACUAUUUUGUUCUCUUUCCAGUUCUGCGGACGGAAGAAUUGAAAAUUGCUACGGAGUAAGUAGACACUGGUUCUCUGUUUCCACCAUCUUGAGGAGAAAAAGAAAUGUCUCUUUUGAGGACACCCAACUGCUACAUCCUUCAAUAUUCCUUUAUGACUUUUUAUUUGUGACGAUCAAGAUGUUACUAUCCGAUCGAUUGGUUUCCACUUAUGAGAUCGUUCAUCUAAACGUGGGUGGACGAAAAUUUUCCACAUCACGCAACACCUUACUGUGGAGUGGAGAUUCUUUCUUCAGUGUCCUCCUAGGUGGUCGGAUUCCCUCUUGUAAGGACGAAGAUGGCGCGUAUUUUAUUGACCGUGAUCCAGAUCUGUUUGCUGUCAUACUGAACUAUCUCCGUACACGGGAGCUAAAUGUGUCAGGGAUAGAUCCCAUCACUCUACGGAACGAAGCUGAAUUUUACGGAUUGGAUUCAUUAGUCAAAAAGCUUUCUCUUUGCGAGGAGGUAUUUACAGGAAAUUGUGGUGAUCUCUUGUUCCACGGGUAUUUCCCCUCACCAUUUCUGCGGACGGAAGAAUUGAAAAUUGCUACGGAGAAUCCUCAAGAGCCCAUCCCGAAACCCACAGUUUCCGACGCCACGACCAAUCGCGAUCGUCCUUCCCCAACAACUUCCAAUACAGCUCCUGUCACUCUUAUUGCUUGUCACCAAAAUCUGAUGGCAGUCGUCUAUCAAGAUUGUGUUGGUGUUUUCCAUCUUAAAGACCCGACCGGGUGGCAUCUAGUAUGGUUGAGCCCCAGUCUUUCCGCCCCGAUCGACCGUUUAGCUUUGACGACAAAGCACACCGGCACCGUUGGGCUUGGCGUACUUUUCAACCCGCAGGUUGCAGUUGGCUCGGGUGCUUCAUCAUUUUCAGCCGCCUCUUCAGGUCCAACGAUUGCUCCCGCCGUUCAGCAAAACAUUGCACAGCCUGUGCAAGGGUCUUUACCAAGUGUUCCUACAUCAUUUUCCACGACAGGUGCAAGUAGUCCUUCGAUGACUUCAUGCUCUUCGCAACUGCCGGCGCAGGCUGCACAAGCACCGCCCGUACCACCCCAUCAGUCUGCUCCCUCACCAACAGCGCCAGGCAUUAGUGCUUCCGGAUGUAUGGUUGCUGCGGCGGUCGGUUCCACAAUCUCUGUAUGGUGUCUUUACCCUCCACCUUCAAGUGUCAACCCAGCCGUCGCAUCACUUGGUGGGGUAAUGGGUGUCUCUAUUUCACCGGCUACGUAUGGACUUUCGCCGGCGAUUUCAUUUAUGGCUUCAGGUGUUUCAGGAACAACAGGGCACUUCAACACCUCGCUGCCCCGGUCGAACGACCCGUGGGCGAGUGAACUGAUUGGUCGAUUCGAUCUGAACAAACGCGCCGUUGAUUAUCUCAUGUUUAUCGGUGCUAAAUUGGUUGCCUUGAGUCGCCGCGGUCUCGUUGGUGUACGCCACUUGGUGACUAAUACGUGGCAGGUUUGGAGCACAGUUCCUAUCCUGAGCUAUAGCGUCGCGGCUUCCGAACUCCUUCUCCUUGGCUGUGCAAAUGGGCGCAUAUGCAGCAUUAACAUCCAGAAGUUUCCUCUGCGGAUUGGGGACAAUGAUCUGUUGGUCACUGAGAUUUAUCGGGACCCGCUACAGGAUCCGAUUACCGCACUCAGUGUGCACUUCACGCACAAAACCGGUCAGUUCUCUUGUCACAUGAAUAACUCUAGUCUUGUGCAGUUUUUGAAGAACGCUAGAUCUAUGGAAUCGCUAGACACACGCGCGCAGAGGGCCAGAGAUGUUCUCAUUCGACAACUGACCGCUUACUCGCAUCCGACAACUCUAAACAAGCGUCAGAAUGAUUUAUCUCUGAAUCUGAAGGGACGUGUGUAUCAAGCUACAGUACGGGCUAUCUUGUUGUAUGGCUGUGAGACUUGGCCUAUUCGAGCAGCGGAACUGAGACGUCUUCAGGUGUUUGACAGUCGUCUCAGAACCAUAGCUCGUGUGAGUUGGUGUCGGCGAAUCCGUAACGAGGCAGUUAGAAAGCGUGUUUUCGGUUGUGUAACGGCGUCGUCUGGUCGUAACUGCAUGGAAAUCGCUUACGGGACUCUGUCCGGUCGUGUCUGCCUUAUUGUUCAGUACCCGGAAAAUGUGGGCUAUAGUCCACAGCUACUCCAGACUUUCACGGUUCACCGUGCCAUGGUCACCCGGGUUGUUCUAUCGGAGAAACACUUGAUUUCGGUCUGCAAUGAUUUUAACCACGUCCGCACUUGGGCUGUCACCCGGUUCCGUGGAAUCAUCAGUACCCAACCCGGAUCCACUCCGAUCGCAUCAUUCCACAUCACCACUCUGGACGUCACAAAUCCACAGACGCUCACGGAUUCUGUGAUCGAAGCAGCGCAGCUUUGUGCAACAGCCACCCGCCUGUCCAACCCGUCACGUGAUAUUGUUCGAACCCAUUCGCAAGUGAUACCAACCAGUGCAGAGCAAACCCGCUGUCCCUCGCAGUCUCAAGCGGCCUUCCGGUUUUCGCAAUGGCGGCGCCGCACUUCCCAUUCCAGGUCUCCUGGUUCCACCUUGGACCGGAACGAUCCGACAAAUCCGGUAUCACAACCUGUCGAUUUGACACCAUCGAGUCCUCCGAUGCCUGCAUCAAUAGUUUACACUCAAGUCGAUCGGUCCCAGUCCCUUGGUCGAUCUGAUAUAGUCUCUCCCACGGACUCAGGAAAUUUCGCUCAGCUUCGGGGAUCGACAGUGACCACUGAUAUCGUAGUGUUACCACGCACUUCGUGGCUGCACGAAGAUCCCGGCAGCACCAGUGCUCGAACCAGUGUGGUAACCAACGGGGCUCAAGGAAACAGUUUACACGAUCCCCAACCAAUGGAACGGCUCCAACACUCUUCAGCUCCCGGUGAGCAGCCAAAUCUUCCCACUGUUGGUCGUUGCCAGACGUUUCAUGGCCCGCCUAUGGCCCCAAUCGUCACCCCGGACUCUACUGUGUCACCGAGCCCCCUUCCUGUGUACCGCAAUCCCCGCACGGACAAGAACCGUUCCACGCCGAUUAUUGAAUUGCAUCGGUAUGCCAAUGAUCCUGGACCGUAUGGAGAACGUGAAGACAUAUUGGUUUUUGUACAGAAAUUCACCCCAAAUGCCACUCAGUUGUUCGUGCGGUUUGGUGCUACUGGGAAGCGAGUUUGCGUAAUUCGGUCGGUUGAUGGAACCCCGAUAAGCUCUUUUUGUGUACACGAGCAUGAUGGAUCUAAUAGGGUCGGUGCACACCCGCGGCGCUACAUCUUCACCGGACACACAGAUGGAUCAGUCCAGGUUUGGGAUCUUACAACUGCGCUGAACUCAAUGAAAUGUGUCGCAGCCGGUCUGGCACCUGGAAAUCCGUUGCUCGGGUUCGAUGGAAGCUUCAGUCCCGACCUCUCAACCUCUGGAACCGUCUCUCUCGGGGUGGCCAGUAACCCUACUGUAUCAAUUACACCCGGCAGUAUCGGACCACUUGGUGUUCUGCCCCACAAUGCAACUCACGCGCCAUCCCAGUCGGCCUACUUGACCGGUGGUCCCACUUCGCGUGAACUGGUUCGCCUGCUCGAAUCAUGCCGAUUGGGAACUUCCACUACGCCCAGCCUUGCCGGUUACUCUCCCGGACGCCUGACUCCGGCUGAUUCUUUCAGUUCUAUUUGUCCAAAUGGUCCUAUCACACACUACCUUCACAUGGUUGUGCGAAAAGAGCCCUUCGAGGAAGUCGGUCGACUGGCAUACGCAGCACGUGGCCAAGCCAGCGCAACCUAUGCGUUGUGA
This is a messenger RNA of Opisthorchis viverrini, 4428 nucleotides long. RefSeq lists its product as hypothetical. Bases 796 to 4428 code for a protein of 1210 amino acids. Lineage: Eukaryota; Metazoa; Platyhelminthes; Trematoda; Opisthorchiida; Opisthorchiidae. The transcript is spliced from 27 exons. Gene Ontology annotation, molecular function: protein binding. Gene Ontology annotation, biological process: protein homooligomerization. The record is from RefSeq and is a predicted model, not a curated record.